This is a messenger RNA of Coregonus clupeaformis (lake whitefish), 4019 nucleotides long. RefSeq names its product MORC family CW-type zinc finger protein 3. Gene Ontology annotation, molecular function: ATP hydrolysis activity; zinc ion binding. The record is from RefSeq and is a predicted model, not a curated record. The transcript has 16 exons. Gene Ontology annotation, cellular component: nucleus; nucleoplasm. Lineage: Eukaryota; Metazoa; Chordata; Actinopteri; Salmoniformes; Salmonidae. The coding region runs from base 220 to 3003 and encodes 927 amino acids.
CCGACUUGCUAACUGGUUGAACGCGGCACGUGUAUAACGAGGCUACAACCAGUUAGCAAGUCGGGCAUUUCAGUUUCCUAGUUCCGACAGGGCCGUGAACGCGGCUAGACAGACCUGUGCGCGCGGCCUGUCGCUACUUACUACGUAGGCACAGUUUAAACUCUGUACUGUCUUUGACGUGGGUGUCGUUUGCCUGCAAGUGGCUUUCACUGUAAAAACAUGGCGAGGCUUAGCGAGCAUGGGAUUCGCCUCAGUUCCAUGAGUCCGUCCUUCCUGAAUAGUAAUUCAACAAGUCAUACGUGGCCUUUCAGCGCAGUUGCAGAACUAAUAGAUAAUGCAUCAGACCCGGGCGUGACAGCCAGGCAGAUCUGGAUAGAUGUGGUGGAGGAGCAGCAGCAGCUUUGUCUGGCCUUCACUGACAACGGCAGCGGUAUGACCCCCAGCAAACUGCACAAGAUGCUCAGUUUUGGUUUCACAGAGAAAGGUACUGGUAAGGGCAGCCACCUGGCCAUCGGUGUCUAUGGAAAUGGCUUUAAGUCUGGCUCCAUGCGUCUGGGUCGUGACGCUCUGAUCUUCACUAAGAACGGAGGCUGUCUGACUGUCGGCAUGCUGUCUCAGAGCUACCUACAGGCUAUAAAGGCACAGGCUGUCAUCGUCCCCAUAGUGCCCUUCAACCAACAGACCAAGGUGCUGGUAGUGACUGAGGACUCUGAGGCCAGUCUGAAUGCCAUCCUGACCCACUCUCUGAUCCACACACAGCAGGAGCUGCUGAAGCACUUUGACUCCAUCCUCUCCAAGAAGGGCACCAAGAUCCUCAUCUGGAACAUACGCAGGAACAAAGAUGGUAAGCCGGAGCUGGAUUUCGAGACAGAUGAAUUUGACAUCCGGAUGCCAGAGAUCCACUCAGAGGAGACCAAGACUAGAGGCAGGAAGAAGAGCUUCCCUGGACCGCAGAGGACUGACCACACCAUCCCAGAGAUGGACUACUCCCUGAGAGCCUACCUCAGCAUCUUGUACCUGAAGCCUCGGACUCAGAUCAUCCUGCGACAGAAGAAGGUUCAGACCAAGCUGGUCGCCAAGAGCCUGUCGCAGAUCGAGAACGACGUUUAUAAACCCCAAUUCAAUAAAGACAGGGUUAAGGUCACCUUUGGGUUCAACCGUAAGAACAGAGACCACUAUGGCAUCAUGAUGUACCACAAGAACCGCCUCAUCAAGUCCUAUGAGAAGGUUGGCUACCAGAUCAAGUCGUCAGGUCAGAGGGCAGGGGUCGGGGUUAUUGGGGUCAUUGAGUGCAACUUCCUGAAGCCGGCUCACAACAAGCAAGACUUUGAAUACACCAAAGAGUACAGGUUAACCCUGUCUUCCCUGGGGCUGAAGCUCAACGACUACUGGAAUGAGAUGAUGGAGAAAAGGGCGAGAGAACGAGAGUUCCUGGCAGCGGAGAAGAGGAAUGAAGAGGACGAUGAGGAGGAGGAAGAGGAGGAGGAGGAGGAGAGUCCAGUGUGGCUGCAGUGUGAGGACUGUCUGAAGUGGAGGCGUGUCCCACAAGGCCACUACAGCUCCAUCCCUGAACACUGGAACUGCAGCCAGAACCCCAACACCAUGCUCAGGAGCUGCUCUUUGCCAGAGGAAGCAGAGGAGAGUGAAGAAGAGUUAACGCCAAGCUACCAGAAGAAGACCUACAAGAAGGACCAAGGCCUGGUCAGAAAACGAGGCCGUCCACGGAAGCACCAUGUCCUCCCCCAAGGCCUGUCAGAGCCAGUCCUCCUCCGCCCUCUACCCCGUGAUGCCCCCCUCCCUCUGCCUGAGCCGGUCCUCCUCCGCCCCCUACCCCCUGAUGCCCCCCUCCCUCUGUCUGAGCCAGUCCUCCUCCGCCCUCUACCCCGUGAUGCCCCCCUCCCUCUGCCUGAGCCGGUCCUCCUCCGCCCCCUACCCCCUGAUGCCCCCCUCCCUCUGCCUGAGCCGGUCCUCCUCCGCCCCCUACCCCCUUAUGCCCCCCUCCAUCUGCUCACAGAGGAGACUGAGGACAGCGAGCUGAAUAAGACAGUGGCUACACUGGUGGCCACUUUAGAGGAUGAAGAGGACAACAUGGCACAGUCCAAGUCUGGGUCAGACGCAUGCGCACCCACACGCGCAUGCAAACGCACAUACAGCAGAAAUAAGCGGAAGUCAAUAUGGCCGCCCAGGGACAUGGAAAAGAGACCAUGGGCGGGGCCACACCCGUUCGCAGACGAGAUCCAAGAGGUGCAACAACCUGGGAAAGACGGCCACGAACCACAGACACUGACUGGGCUGACAGACAAGACCAAGGGGGAGAAGGAACCACUCGGGGCCACCAGAGUAGGCCCUUCCCAGCCCAGCUCCAGCCUUGCCUGGCCUCCCUCCCUCCCCUCAGCCCAGACGGUGGUGGUGUCCCCUCUGAGUCGUCCGGAGGGUCCCUGGCCCCGGGCUCUGACCCUGGAGGGGGCUGGGUCAGACAGGGGAGCCCUGGUCCAGAGACUGGCCGGACUGGAGAAGGAGGCUCAGAGGCUGAGGAGGAUACUGGGUUCCAAUGCACCCCCAGCAACUCAGGACACCGUGGUGAUGACAGAGGCUCCCUCUGGGGAUAAGGCAUCUGGUGGGGCGGGGGCGGAGACAACUGUGGCCGUAGUAACCAAACUGGACCAAAUGGAGUGUGAGAGCUCAGCAUCCCCUGGCAGACCAGUGGUUCCAGGGCUAGUUGUGGAGGACGUCCAGCCCCAGAGAGAGCAGCCUGAGCUGGGCAGACUGAGGAGGGAGAAGGCUGACCCCCAGAGCAGGCUGAGACAGAUUGACAGCCCAGUGCCCAGGGACCAGAGCUCCCGCAUUGUGCAGGAGAACCUCCACAAAAUCCGAGGUAACGUGGUGGCUCUGCUGUCAGCCAUCCUGCCCCACCUGGACCUGCAGGGCAUCAGCCUGGACACGCCAGACGUAGACAGCAUCCUGCAGCAGAUCAUAGACGCCAACUCACUGUCUCCACUCUAGAACCCACUCUCAGUGCUAUAGAACUCACUCUGUAUUCUAGAACUCACUCUCGUCACUCUAGAACCCACUCUCAGUGCUAUAGAACUCACUCUGCAUUCUAGAACUCACUCUCGUCACUCUAGAACCCACUCUCAGUGCUCUAGAACUCACUCUGCACUCUAGAACUCACUCUAGAACCCACUCUCAGUGCUCUAGAACCCGCUCUCUGCACUCUAGAACUCACUCUCAGCCCUCAAGAACUCACUCUCAGUACUCUAGAACUCACUCUGCAGUCUAGAACUCACUCUCAUCACUCUAGAACCCACUCAGUGCUCUAGAACUCACUCUCAGCCCUCUAGAACCCACUCUCAGUGCUAUAGAACUCACUCUGCACUCGAACUCACUCUCUUCACUCUAGAGCCUACUCUCAGUGCUCUAAACUCACUCUCAUCACUAGUACUUAUUCUCACCACUGACUCACAUUGUAUUUUUUCAUACCACAACACAUUAUCCACACACUGACUCACAUUGUAACGGCUGACCCUCCAAUAGCCCUACUGACUGUCACAUUGCAUUAUCUCCACUGACUAUCACAUUGUAAAUACGUUAUCCCCAAUUGACCCUGCCUCAUUUCAGAUGCGUUAUACUGUACUUGCUGCGUGUGAGAUGUUGUUGAAAAGUUGUAAUACUGUACUCAGAUCAGCUUGCUAUGCUGUUAUGUUGUACCUUCGCCAUAUGUAAAGGAUCCAUAUAGGUUACCAGCAGUCUCUGCUUCAUUCAUCAUCAUGUGUUAUUACUUGUCAAUCAGAGACCCUGGCUUGUGUGAGAGAAGCUGAGAAGCAUAUUACUGUUUGUUUUUCAUCAUUGCUAUUGUUUUUAAUACGUUUGUUAAUUGUUUUGUCAUUUUAAUAUAUGAAAAUGUGCCAUGAAAAAUUCAAAAUACUGUAAGGGCUGGAUUUAACCAACCCUGUCAUUACAAUGUUUUAGCGUUUUACCGUUUGUUUUCUUGCAUAUCUUUUUAAAGAAAAUCAACCAGA